Messenger RNA from Aphanomyces astaci, 966 nucleotides. RefSeq lists its product as hypothetical. The record is from RefSeq and is a predicted model, not a curated record. Gene Ontology annotation, cellular component: mitochondrion; cytoplasm; peroxisome. The transcript has 4 exons. Gene Ontology annotation, molecular function: heme binding; catalase activity. NCBI's taxonomy places the organism in Eukaryota, Oomycota, Saprolegniomycetes, Saprolegniales, Verrucalvaceae. The coding region runs from base 1 to 966 and encodes 321 amino acids. Gene Ontology annotation, biological process: hydrogen peroxide catabolic process; response to hydrogen peroxide.
AUGAUACUUUACAGAGCAUGCAUUGUCAGGUACCACUUCAAGACGGACCAAGGCAUCCGCAACCUACCGGUGGACGUAGCGGACAAGCUGGCGGGAACCAACCCCGACUACGCCAUCCAAGACCUGUACGAAGCCAUCGGCCGCAAGGAGUACCCUACGUGGACCUUGUACGUGCAGGUCUUGACGGUGGCCCAAGCCACUGCGCACCUCGAAGCGGGAUUCAACCCGUUCGACGUGACGAAAGUGUGGCCCCAUGACGCGUCUCCGUUGCGCGAGGUGGGCAAACUGGUGCUCAAUCGCAACCCGCCCAACUACUUCAGCGACGUCGAGCAGCUCGCGUUCUCCCCCGCCCACUUUGUUCCGGGCAUCCAGGCAUCCCCGGACAAGAUGCUCCAGGGGCGGCUGUUCUCGUACUCGGACACGCACCGCCACCGGUUGGGCCCCAACUACCAGCAGAUCCCGGUGAACCAAUCCGUGCAACGCCCGCCGCGAAACUACCAACGCGACGGGUUCAUGACUGUCAACGGCAACCAAGGCAGCGCCCCCAACUACUUCCCCAACAGCGACCCCACGUCGCCCCAGUACUUGGACACUCGUGACCCGGUGCCUCAAUCUGGUGCUGCGUUGUUGGCGGCUGUCGCUCGCUACAGCACGAAAGACGACGACAACUUUUCGCAAGCGGGGCAGUUCUAUCGACAGGUGUUGAAUGACGACGAGCGGGCUCGCUUGGUUGACAACAUCGCGGGGAGUUUGGUGCAUGCCAGCGACGCCGUUCAAGCCCGAACGGUGGCGAAUUUCACGGCCGCGGACAGCCAGUAUGGACAGCGUGUGGCUCAAAAAGUGGCCGAGUUGCGUGCGAAGGCCCAACCCGAAGGAGCCAAGCCUGCCGCAGCCAAGUUGAACCCCCCGCGGGCUGCCGGAUUCAAACCUGUAGACCCCACCGAGGAUGCGUUGCCGCGCCUGUAA